Messenger RNA from Cokeromyces recurvatus, 1194 nucleotides. Its product is annotated as pseudouridine synthase. The record is from RefSeq and is a predicted model, not a curated record. Gene Ontology annotation, molecular function: pseudouridine synthase activity; RNA binding. Bases 1 to 1194 code for a protein of 397 amino acids. Lineage: Eukaryota; Fungi; Mucoromycota; Mucoromycetes; Mucorales; Mucoraceae. The transcript is spliced from 4 exons. Gene Ontology annotation, biological process: pseudouridine synthesis.
AUGGUACCUAGAUCAUUUGUAUAUACGAGGGCCUGUUUGACAAUUAACCAUGUAUAUAAAAUAGGAUUGCGCAAAGUGAAGCCUUAUUACUUUGAAUAUAAAUCAUUUGCUAAAGGCCGAUGGUUUGGUCGUACUAUUCUUGAUGUUUUUUCAUCCGAAUUUAGAGAUCGCAGUGAAGAUUACUAUCGGUAUGCUAUUGAGAGAGAAUUAUUAACUAUCAACAACAAACCUGUCACAGUGGAUACACUUAUUAAGAAUGGAGAUGUAAUUGGUCAUAAGAUUCAUCGACAUGAACCACCUUGUACUGACGAAGCAAUCAAGAUAGUUUAUGAGGAUGAUGAUUUAAUGGUUGUUGAUAAGCCUGGAGGCAUUCCUGUUCAUCCAGCUGGACGAUAUCGACAUAACUCAAUUGUUCAUGUCUUGAAAAAAGAGCGCAAUAUCGCUAAACUUUAUCCGGCUAAUCGGCUUGAUUUACCUACAUCUGGACUUAUGUUGAUUGCAAAGAAUUCAGCUCGUGCCCAAAGGAUUGAAAGAGAAAUGUCUGGAGGCUUAAUUAGAAAAGAAUAUGUGUGUAGAGUAGACGGUAAAUUCCCUGAUGGAGAAAUAAUUUGUGAAGCACCUAUAAAAUGUAUAUCACAUAAAAUGUCAGUUAAUUAUGUUCAUAAUGAUGGAAAGCCUUCAGUUACAAAAUUUGAACGCCUUAGUUACAACGGAAAGACUAGUGUUGUGCGUUGUAAGCCAUUGACAGGUCGUACACAUCAAAUUCGAGUUCAUCUCCGUUACUUGGGAUACCCAAUUUCAAAUGAUCCUUUGUAUGGUAACGGAACAUCUUGGUCACCAUGGAUACGACCUGGUGAAAGAAUGGCAGAGAAAGAUGCUAGAAUGUUAGUUGAUAAAUUGUUUGAAUAUUCCCCUAUGGAAGAAUGGUUUGAUCCAGAAAAUGAAAACCCCACUACAACAGCACCUAAAGCCUCCAAUGAGGACAUAAUUUUAGACGACACAAGAUGUUCAGAGUGUAGCGCAUCAUUAAUUUUGGGGAAGAAUUAUGAUCAGUUAUGUAUAUUUUUACAUGCUUGGCGAUAUGCAGCUAAUGGAUGGGAAUAUGAAACAGAACUGCCUUUUUGGGCUAAAGAAGACUUUAAUGAUGAUGAUGCACCCGCAAAGUAUAGAAAUGCUUUUAAUGAGAAUAAAUAA